AACCAUCUGCAGGCGAGCCCUUCAGACCCGGAAAAUUUUCCCUUCGUUGUUUUAGGAAAUAAAGUCGACGUUGAUGGUGGAAACAGUAGAGUUGUCUCAGAGAAAAAGGCACGAGCUUGGUGCGCGUCGAAAGGAAAUAUUCCAUACUUUGAAACGUCUGCCAAAGAAGGCAUUAACGUAGAAGAAGCUUUCGAAUGCAUUGCGAAAAAUGCCCUCAAGAGUGGGGAAGAGGAAGAGAUAUACUUGCCCGACACGAUCGAUGUUGCAACCAACAAUCAGCGAAGAUCAUCUGGAUGCGACUGCUGAGUUCGAUACACCGAGUUUCUUCUUAUUCCAUUUCAUUCUCCAGUAUAGCAGAAGUCUUCUAUAAAGGUCUUACGGACUCAGGCUUUCUACGCGUUCCUAUUUGUACAUUUGGGUUUUGCAUUCGAACGAGUCCCGUCAUUAUCAGUUCAGUUGUGUUUGGUCUAUGAAAAUUGUGUUUACUGUCUUAGGUAUAUUCAUUAUCCGUCUGGUGAUUGAAUCUGUUGUGCCUGAGCCUCAUUUGUUGAUGACAAUCAGUUGUUGCAUAAGUUCAUAUAAUUCUUCCUUCACAGUCAGAGUUUUUGGGAUUUUUUCUUUAAGAGAACUUGUGAUUCUUGUUUCUAUGAUAGGAUGAUUCUGGUUCUUCUGUUCA
Molecule: messenger RNA, 676 nt
Organism: Cucurbita pepo subsp. pepo (vegetable marrow)
Lineage: Eukaryota; Viridiplantae; Streptophyta; Magnoliopsida; Cucurbitales; Cucurbitaceae
Source: RefSeq, a predicted model, not a curated record